ACACCCCCCGUCAUUAUAGUUAGAUAGCGCAAGAUGGUUUUAAUGUUUUUGUUUAAAAGUUUGUUUAGUGUUAUGUUAAAAUAGAACCGGGUAAAUUCGAGUAAGUAAAAGAGAUAAAUAUAAACUCGUCGUUUCCGAUGCGUUUAUUUACGUUGCGAUACAUCAGCCCGGUUCGAUGUUUUUCUCGGCCCUAUCUUGAUAUAUAACACGAUUAUCACUUGCUUCCUUCCCGAAUCUUUUUUUUUAGUAGAUCAACAUUGACGAAGAUGAUGCCCAUCAAGGACAAUCAGGAUGUGGCAUGCUUCUUUGUCACCAAACACUCGUGGAAGGGAAAGUACAAAAGGAUAUUUUCAAUUGGUUCGUUAGGGAUUACUACUUACAAUCCAAAUACUUUAGAAGUCACAAAUAAAUGGGUUUAUGGGGAUUUUAUUUCUGUAAAUCCUUUGAAAAACACUGGAGGUGUUUCAAAUGAGUUUCAAAUUACAAUGAGGAAAGAGAGAAAAAUUGAUAAUAUGAGGUUUUCAACUGAACACAGGGCUCAGUUACUAACUGAAGCCUUAAAAUUUAGGCACUUAUUUGCCGAAAAACCAAAAGAAAUUCUGAGAUACAAUGCAUAUAAACUACAUUGGUCAGAUAUAAGAUUACCUGUAAUCUUGGAAGUCACUCCGUAUUCCUUGGAUCAAUUAGAUCCAACAACAAGUCUUGUCUUAGCAAGUUAUUACUUCAAAGAUUUUGAAGGGAUUUGUACAAUGUCCGAUCAUCCAGGUGGAUUUGUUAUAGUUUGUGGAGGUUUUGGUAGGCUACAUAUGUUUCAAUCACCUCAUUUGGACGAAAUUAAACAAAAAAUGUUAGAAAAUGCCACUGCUAACUUAGGCAUAAACAUUAAAGUCGUUACAGGAGCCCAAGCAAUCACCUUAGAAGAUUUUCAGCUACAAAGAUUUGGAAAAUACAGCGAUGAUGAACAUUUAACAUCAGUAUCAGAAUUUGCAGUCUAUAAAAUCCAUAAAACGCGCCACCCUGAUCCCGUUAAAAGAACACUUUGCCUAUCGGAAACUUGUCUCUUAGAAAGAGAUCCUCAAACUUACAGUAUAUGCACUUUAAAACCACUAAGUGACAUUUUUGCGUUAGUUAGAGACAACGAAAAUCCACAAUUAUUCAGUAUCGAAUACAUAAGUGGGCAAAUUCGGUCAUAUACAGCUACAGAAAGGGACGCCUUACUUGCAUCGCUUUUGGAUGGCGUUCGAGCAUCUGGGAAUCGAAACGUUCAUGUUAUUAUGGCGCACACCGAUAAAGGUCUUCGGGUAGGUCCGCUUUAUAUGCCUGUUGAAGAAGAAGUGGAGAGUAUGCAUAUAAAAUUUCUUCAAAAUCCACCUCCUAGGAAAAGUUUUUAUGAAUGCGUUAGAAGAUUCAACGCCAAUGUUCCGUAUAGUGGACUUUUGUAUAGUGUUACUCAAGAUGGUAUUUUCUCCGAAAACAAAGAUAAACUAAUAACCGCUGCUUUACAAUCCCUCGUCCAAAAAGAAGGAGAUCAAAAAUCGGUAACCCCAAUUGAAUUAGAAUCACAAUUUCAAGCUUUAAGGCGAUUGGUCGCUAAUAAAGUUGGUUAUGCUUCUUUUACUUCGUUACCAGGAUUUCGGGAAGCGAUAGGAAUGAAAGUCGUAACAGCGCUUAAACGAAAUGAUUAUGGGGUUACUCAUGCCGCGAUAGACAUGAUUUGCGCUUUAAUGCACCCUAUGCAUGAUGAUUACGAAUUGAGACAAGAGCAAUUGAACAAAUCCUCACUUUUACAGAAAAAAGCUUUCUUAGAAAGUUUAUUGAAUAUGUGGACUACACACGUUUCACAUGGAACAGGAGCGAUGGUUGUUGCAGCAAUGUUGGAUUUCUUAACUUUUUCUCUUUGUGUACCUUAUAGCGAAACAACCGAUGGAAAACAUUUUGAUGUCUUAUUAGAAAUGGUUGCUGAUAGAGGACGAUUUUUAUUUAGACUGUUUCAACAUCCAUCAUUAGCUGUAGUUAAAGGAGCCGGUCUUGUAAUGCGUGCACUUAUUGAAGAAGGUGAAGCGGAAGUAGCAGCACGAAUGCAAAGCUUAGCUUUAGCUGAAGGUGCGCUACCACGGCAUCUUUUAGCGGCUUUAUACACCCAAGGAUCUGAUGGACGGUUACUUACACACAGACAAUUAUCGCGACAUUUAGUGGGUCUUUGGGUUACAGGAAAUCCAAUUGCUAUGGGUUUAUUAAAAAGAAUCAUGCCUAGAGGUUUGAUCAGUUUUUUGGACUCCAAAGACGAGGUUCCAAAAGCAGCGCUCGAACAAGAACUACUUAACCAUCGAGAUAAUUUGAAAAUGGCUCAAGAUCACUCAAAUAAAUUGAAAAAGGGCCCAAAUUGGGCUGCUGUUGAGCGUCAAUUAAGAAUGGUUGAGAAGCGAGUUGAACAUUAUACAAAUCUUGCCAUGCAACAUUGGGGAAUUACCAUAGAAAGGAAAGAAAAGAUUAAAGAGAAACCGAUUGUUUUGAGGAGGAGGCGAGAAAGGGUAAAAGCAGAAGCUAACUGGAUAUUAUUUUAUUACAAGUUUAAUCAAGAUCAUGAUUUACCUAAUUUAAUAUGGAAUCACAAGACUCGGGAAGAACUUCGAAGUGCCUUAGAAAAUGAGAUCCGAGCGUUUACAUCUGAUCGUGAACUCGCUGGUUCGGCUCUUGUAGCGUGGAAUCAUCAAGAGUUCGAAGUCAAUUAUCAAUGUUUGGCGGACGAAGUUAAAAUCGGGGAUUAUUAUUUAAGAUUGUUACUGGAAAUGGAUGAUAAUGAUGAUUCUCCAAUACGACGAUCUUACGAAUUUUUCAAUGAUCUUUAUCACAGAUUUCUUUUAACCAAUAAAGUCGAAAUGAAAUGUAUGUGUUUACAAGCCAUGUCAAUUGUUUACGGCCGAUAUUACGAAGAUAUCGGUCCGUUUAGUGAUACCAAAUAUAUAGUAGGGAUUUUAGAAAAGUGUGUCGAUAAGAUGGAGAGAGAUCGAAUCAUUAUGUUCCUAACAAAAUUAAUUUUACACAGAAGGAACAUUGGUGACGUUUUAGAUUCUGGUGGAAUAAGAAUCUUAGUAGAUUUGCUAACAUUGGCCCAUCUACAUACUUCAAGAGCUGUGAUACCGACCCAAACUAACGUUAUUGAAGCAAGUCCAGAUAUGAUUGUGGAAAAAGAAAAGGAAUGGUAUUACAUUAACACUGAAGAGUCCGGUAGAAAAGGACCCGUUACGUUUAAAGAGAUGAAAGAGUUGUUUCAAAAGGGGGUGAUUAAUCAUCGAACGAGGUGUUGGGCGAUGGGGUUGGAUGGCUGGAGGAGUUUGGCUCAGUUACCACAAUUAAAAUGGACGCUUAUGGCGAGAGGAAAUCCGGUUUAUAAUGAAAGUGAAUUAGCUACACAAAUUUUAAACAUUUUAAUUAAAAUGUGCGAAUAUUUUCCAAGUCGUGAUCAAGAUGAUGCUGUAGUUCGACCUCUUCCAAAAGUAAAAAGAUUUCUAUCCGAUACAACAAGUCUCUCACAUAUAGUCCAAUUAUUACUAACUUUUGAUCCGAUUUUAGUAGAAAAAGUAGCUACUUUACUAACGGAAAUCAUGAGAGAUAAUCCAGAAAUAUCUAAAGUUUACUUAACGGGUGUUUUCUACUUUAUUUUGAUGUACACGGGAAGUAACGUGUUACCCAUUGCAAGAUUUUUACAACUUACCCAUAUGAAGCAAGCUUUUAAAGCUGAUGAUAUGCAAAUAUCCGAUAUAAUGCAAAGAAGCAUCUUGGGACAAUUACUACCUGAGGCCAUGGUUAAUUAUUUAGAAAAUCACGGAGCUGAGAAAUUUGCUCAAAUAUUUUUGGGCGAAUUUGAUACACCGGAAGCGAUUUGGAACGCGGAAAUGCGAAGAAUGUUAAUUGAAAAAAUCGCUGCUCAUAUAGCGGAUUUUUCGCCGAGAUUACGCAGUCAUACAAUGGCUAGAUAUCAUUACAUUGCAAUUCCCGCUGUAAGAUAUCCUCAAUUAGAAAGGGAAUUGUUUUGUAACAUUUUUUAUUUACGUCAUUUGUGUGAUACGACGAAAUUUCCUGAUUGGCCUAUUCCAGAUCCGAUUAAAUUAUUAAAAGAUACUUUGGAAGCGUGGCGAUCCGAAGUUGAAAAGAAACCACCAAUUAUGACCGUUGAAGAUGCUUAUAAAAGUUUGGGCUUAGAUGGCACUAAGCAUGAAGAAGCAACUAUAAGAAAAGCUUAUUACAAAUUAGCCCAAAAAUAUCAUCCAGACAAAAAUCCAGAUGGAAGAGAAAUUUUUGAAAAAGUUAAUCAAGCUUAUGAAUUCCUCUGCAGCCGAAGCAGUUGGAAUACGGACGGUCCAAAUCCGCACAAUAUCGUUUUAGUUUUACGAACGCAAAGUAUAUUGUUCAAUAGAUAUUCUCAAGAGCUCCAACCAUACAAAUACGCCGGUUAUCCUCAAUUAAUCAAAACAAUCAAAAUUGAAACUGCCGACGACCAAUUAUUUUCUAAAAGUGCUCCAUUAUUAUCAGCAGCAAGCGAACUUGCUUAUCAUACUGUUCAUUGUUCUGCAUUAAAUGCAGAGGAAUUAAGGAGAGAAAAUGGACUUGAAGUACUUCUUGAAGCUUAUACAAGAUGUGUAAACGUCCUUAGCAAUUCAUCAAAAUCAUCAGAAACGUCCGUGCAAGUUUGUCAGCACAUAACAAGAUGUUUCAGUGUCGCAGCACAAUUUCCGGCCUGUCGCGAAAGGAUGAUCGGCUUACAGGAACUUAUCGGCGACAUCUGUAGGAUAUUAUAUUUCCAAAAACUAACUAAAUUGUGUUACACAGCAACCGAAUGCGUAACAGCUUUAGCAGCUGAUUCAAUUUUACAAAUGCAACUUUUAAAAACGGGGGCGUUAUGGCAUUUAUUACUUUUUAUGUUUCAAUAUGAUUUUACUUUGGAUGAGGGUGGAGUUGAAAAAUCAGAAGACGCCAAUAAACAGGAAGUGAGUAAUCGUUUAGCCAAAGAAGCAGUCAGAGCUUGUGGAAGAUUAGGGGGUUACUUAAAAGGGGAUUUGGCCUCUCCAGAAAAUCCUAUUACAAAAGAAAUUCUUAACAGAUUGCUUACACCAUACUUAGCUGAUAAAUUAAGUGAAGAAAAUCCAGCUGAAAUUUUGAAGAUUUUAAAUAGUAAUUGUGAAACGCCGUAUUUAGUUUGGGAUAAUGGAACAAGAGCGGAAUUAAAUGAUUUCUUAGAAACGCAACGAUCUGAUAGGGAAGCAACCGAUUUAACAAUCGACACCAAUUUUAUUUAUUCUGCUCAUAAAGACGAAUUGAAAAUUGGUGGAAUAUUUAUUAGGAUUUAUAAUCAACAACCUACUUAUCCAAUUACAAAUCCCAAAUCUUUAGUAAUCGAACUUCUAAGCUACUUAACCGAACAAUACCAUCACUUAAAAGAUUUAGUAAAUAUAGCACUUUCCGUAACGAUUGAAGAUAGAUUAAAAAAUACUCCAAUGGCUUUAGAAGCCUUAGCCAACAUUAUCAAAAAUAACCAGGGGGUUGAAUUACAAUGUAUAGGGUUUUUCAAACUUCUUUUCCAUUUACUUAACGUUACUCACACUCCCAUUCAAAGAGCUGCUCUCAACAUUAUCUCAAUAGUUACCAGAAACAACGAAUGCGUCAAUGAUAUCGCAGCAAGUGAAGUGUUGGGUUGUUUAUUAUUGCUUUUGUAUAGUCUUCAAGAUUGUCAACAACAAACUUUGGAUGUUCUUUACGCGUUAAUGUCCACGACGAGAAUCGUUAAAGAAUCUUUGGGUAAAGGCGCGGUUAUUUAUUUGUUGGAUUUGUUUUGUAACUCAACCAAUCCGCAAGUUCGGGAAAUCUGCGCGGAGUUAUUAGCCAAAAUGAGUGCUGAUAAAUUGGUUGGACCGAAAGUUCGUAUUGCUGUUAGCGCAUUUUUGCCUCCUAUAUUUGCGGACGCGAUGAGAGAUAGCCCUCAAACGUCUGUACAAAUGUUUGAGUCCGCUCAUGAACACCCUGAGCUUAUUUGGGACCAAGAAGCUAAAGAUCGAGUUUGUGGAGCUGUUGCAAAAUUAAGAAGAGAACAUCAAACAUUACAAGCUGGUAAUCAAGCAACAUUAUGGAAAAUGCCAGAUAGUAAUGGUCUUACUAAUUGGGCCACACCAAACGAAUUUGUUGUUGGUGGUGUGUAUUUGAGGAUUUUUAUAUCCAAUCCAGCGUGGACCUUAAGAAAACCAAAAGAAUUCCUUUCUGAACUCUUAGAAACCUGUCUCAAUAUAAUGACUAAAGAUAAACCGAAUGCCGACCAAUUGGAAAUGGGUACAACAGCCCUCUGUGCCUUACUUCACGCACAACCCGCCCUUUUGGAUUUAAUUCCAUCAAUGGGACACAUCCCAAGACUUUGUCGACAAAUGGGCACAAAUGUUAGGCAAACUUGUGUACCCAAAUCUGCGAUUCAAAUAUUACACGCGCUCUCUAUUAGCAAUAUUUGUGUAACUGCAAUAGCUCAAACGGAAUGCAUGCACCCUUUAAAACAAGCGAUGCAAGUCAGAAAAGAUAUGAUAGCACUCGCUUGCGAAGCAUUAAAUAGAUUAUUUUCAUCAAAUCAGGAACCAUUGGUUAAACAAGCUCUAGAUGUCGAUUUCGUACAGUAUUUACUGGAUUUAUUAGAUGGGAAGUUAGAAUUGGAAAAUCCUGCAAUGACCAAAGCCCAAAUUGUCAAAGCUUUAAAAGCUAUGACAAAAAGUUUAACUUAUGGCGAAAAAGUUUCCGCUAUUUUAGAAAAAAGUUCGAUUUGGGCGGAUUAUAAAGAUCAAAAGCACGAUCUCUUUAUUUCUAGUGGACCAGCCAUUGGUUACUUAACAGCUGGUACACCAACAACUGCUGGAUACUUAACACAAGCUCCAACUGCUACGAAAAUGAAUACCGCUCCACCUCCAGUUGAUAAAGAUGAUCCAUUAUUAAGAACAGGCGGUCUUUGACACAGUUGCGGAGGGAAAUUCGAAUUUAUUUCAGUUUUAGAGUGUAUAUACUCACAUUCCGGAUGGUUCUAUUUGAAAAGCGAACGAGUAAAGUGAUUUUAUAUAUAAAAAAAAAAAUAAAUAAAUAAAUUAAGGAACAAACUGAAGAACUAGUUACGUGUAUAUGUAUGUACUAUAAAAAAAAAUAACGGCAACAUACAAAAAGGAUUUACAGACAAAAAAGAAGUGUAAAGUAUUUGUAUUUUAAUAAUUGUUAAGGUUUAAGUAUCAACAACCUUUUUCCUAUUUGGAUAUUCCUAAGUUACGCUUGUUUACUGUUCGAUUUGUGAUUAUUAUAAUUAAUAUUAUUGCUUCAUUAUU
Messenger RNA from Onthophagus taurus, 7343 nucleotides. It is a transcript of the gene Rme-8, whose product is annotated as Receptor mediated endocytosis 8. The record is from RefSeq and is a predicted model, not a curated record. Gene Ontology annotation, cellular component: endosome membrane. Lineage: Eukaryota; Metazoa; Arthropoda; Insecta; Coleoptera; Scarabaeidae. Gene Ontology annotation, biological process: endosome organization; regulation of early endosome to late endosome transport; receptor-mediated endocytosis.